Messenger RNA from Anarrhichthys ocellatus (wolf-eel), 2545 nucleotides. RefSeq names its product membrane-associated ring finger (C3HC4) 2 (gene marchf2). NCBI's taxonomy places the organism in Eukaryota, Metazoa, Chordata, Actinopteri, Perciformes, Anarhichadidae. The transcript is spliced from 5 exons. Gene Ontology annotation, molecular function: zinc ion binding; ubiquitin-protein transferase activity. Gene Ontology annotation, biological process: protein ubiquitination. The record is from RefSeq and is a predicted model, not a curated record. The coding region runs from base 388 to 1134 and encodes 248 amino acids.
GCUUUGUGUGUUUUGCACUCCUCUGCCUCGUCUCCACCGCAGCAGACAGCUGAUGAAGAGCCUCUGGUGGUUUAUUUACAGCUCUGUGAAACCGGAAGCCUGGCCUGCUAAGCUAAGCUAAGUUAGCACAGAGUUAGCAUAUCAUUAGCUAGCGAGUGAGCACUUUGACCAGCGUUGUUUAUUCACACAUAACAGCUAAAAAUGAAACGAGAGGUGAACACGGGGAUAUCGUGGCGGUAGUGGCUUCUGCAGUGAAACACUUUUAAAGAAGAAGACACCGGAAACUAACCAUCACCAACCUGUGGAGAGCAGAGUUUGCACAACCUCCGCCUCUGACCCUUUUUCACCUCCACCUGUAUACGGCCAGUGUUUUGGCACACCUCCACCAUGACGACGGGGGGCUGUUGCGACCUGCCUGGCUCUCUGUGUGGCUGCGCGAGCAGCCCCGGUGUGUGGAAGAGAGUGGAGGAGGCCGGCGGCGGUGACGGGUGUCAGGCGCUCUACGUCACCCAGGUCACCGCUAUAGAUGGACGGUUGCUCUCGUCUGUUCUCAAACCCAUGAGCACACAAAGCGAUGGUCCCAUCUGCCGUAUUUGCCACGAAGGAGGCAGCAGUGAGGGUCUCCUGUCCCCGUGCCACUGCACAGGCACCCUGGGCACGGUGCACAAGAGCUGCCUGGAGAGGUGGCUGUCGUCGUCCAACACCAGCUACUGUGAGCUCUGCCACACGGAGCUCAGCAUCGAGCGCCGACCGAGGCCUCUCACAGAGGUAACAAAGUGGCUGCGGGACUCCGGCCCUCGUAAUGAGAAGAGGACGCUGUUCUGCGACAUAGUGUGCUUCCUGUUCAUCACGCCUCUAGCAGCCAUUUCAGGCUGGCUGUGCCUGAAGGGCGCUCAGGACCAUCUCCAGCUGGGCAGCUGGCUGCAGGCCGUGGGCCUCAUCGCCCUCACCAUCGCCCUCUUCACCAUCUAUGUCCUGUGGACCCUGGUGUCUUUCCGCUACCACUGUCAGCUGUACUCAGAGUGGAGACGAACAAAUCAGAAAGUACGUCUGCUCAUCCCUGAAGCCGAGGAGUCCAACUCUUCCCAGCAUUCCUUGCUCUCUGCCAAACUGAUGAAGAAGUCUGCCAAUUAGAGUAUAGUAUGAGACCAAAUUGUAGAUGGUUGAUGAGGAUGAUGUUAUGUGCAGGGGCUGAUUGUCGCCUGCCAGCCAGCCUUUAAAAACAAAAGAGUGUCUUUGCCCCAUCAGUACUUAAUUCACAUCACUUUUUAAAAAGAAAUCUGUCCCUCUGUGGGUGCAGAAAUGAGCACAUUCUAGUGGAGUCUGGGUGCUCACGCGAAGGCACCGAGGAAGGAAACAGCGCAUGGAGACGUGCACGGACCUUUACAGAGACGUCAUCAUAGAUACGAUGGUGACAGCAGGAUAAGAAAUUACCAAACUAACUUGUUCAAUGGACUGUAAAACGUUUUAAUUACGAUGACUGCGGAGUACAGCGGCUCCGUUCAUUGCUCUGCUGCAGUGAUGGAAGUGUGUAAACUGCUACGUCCAUGUCGUAUCUCGGCAUGCCCUUACCUACAUAGGCCUUGCAUUCUCUGCCCAACGUUGCCCGUUGAGGAGCAAUUAUUGUCUGAUCCCGUAUUAAUCUGGAACGGAUUUUUGAUUUAAUCACAAUCCAGAUGCCAGUAACUCUGUUUGAGAUGAAACUUUAAUUUCAGCACGAGCCUAUUGGACUUCUUUCAAGGAUGUUCUUUCUUUUCUUUUCCUGUUUUUACAUGUGAAGAGUGGAUGGUGGCUCAGCAUUAGUAAAGAGAUGAGAGUGCAACACUGUGGACAUUGAGGUCUGCACAGCACAUGAAGACACCUCUCCCAACAUGCACAGUUAUGCAUGCAAGCACUGUUGAUCAUUUUGGGGAUUAAUAUAUUUUUGUGGUUUAAAAACAAAAACUUAAACCACUUGUAUCAUCAGCACUUAGCAAGACGGUCUCGUAUAGAUCGAUGGAAAACAUCAAAAAGAGUUGUUGGGUGGCUGAUGCUUUACUGAAGCAGCCUGUUAAAGUCUGUAAUUAUAGCUGUUUAGUUCUGCUUCAUUUUUUAAAGCGACACACACACACCGCUGUGUUUGUGUUUCGCUUCCAGAAUCAGGGAAACGGAAACGUCCUGCAAGCAUUAACCGUUGAAGUCAACCGUUAGCGUCUCUUAUGUAGAUGGAAACAAACAUGUUCUGGUGUUUAGUGCUUCUGCUUCAACUUUUCCCACCAAAUAUGUCUGUCAUGGUGGGAACAUUAUGCAAGCACCGCUACGGCUUAAUCUGAUUUUAGCUUUAUUUCGUUUUUUUUACUUUCAACGAAGCCACUUGAUGCGUUUGUGCUUUUCUAAAUCCAUUUGAUGGAUGUCAACGUUUUUUGGGGUGCAAACGUGCCCUCAUUAUGUUUCCAUGUUACUGACCGGACUCAUGUGGGUCUGUAUUGGUUGUGUCUGGAGAGUAGGGAAAAGUCACCUCUCUCAUGUGUGUGUGUGUGUGUGUGUGUGUGUGUGUGUGUGUGUG